AACUACUACGAGCGACGAUGGUACCUCUUCUGGCGCCUCUCCCACCGCCGAGUCCUCCUCCCUUGCUCGGCUUGCGGCGAGGUACUAGCCGAGCCCUCGCUUCUUGAUCUACACCAAGCGGCGAACCACUCGCUUUCGCGAGCUCCGCGACGGCGACUCCGGCAGGAACAAUGCGUCCGAAUCAUCUUCAGGCACCGGCUGGAGAGGAGCCGACCCAUCCGGCCAUCCACAGCAUCCUCAAGAUCCACGAACACGGAGAAAACGCUGGCGCGGUUCGAGGAGUACAGAGAGCAGUCGUCCCGCUCGAGGGCGCGAGCGAAACUCCGCGACGAGCGCUGCAUCGCCGACGGGAACGAGCGGCUGAGGUUUUACUGCUCCACGAUCCUCUGCGCGCUGGGACCGGCGCGUGGAGCGUGCGGGAGCUCCUACUGGGCAACGUGCGCCAUCGUGAGGCACGGGUUUGGGGGAAGCAGGGCGACUUGGACGGCAUCGCUACGCACGACGCGACCGGGUGGGGGCGCACGUGUCUCUGCCGAGGAGCUGGAGACGGAGUUCGCUUUCCUGCACGUGAGGAGGGCGGUGCUCGUGUGCCGGGUGGGCGGAAAGGUGGCACGUGGAGGGGAGGAGAAGGAGGGGGCGGUGAAGUUCGACUCGGUGAGUAGCAUGGGACGAAGGGCAUCUUCCGCUCACGUGGAGGGGGAGGAGCUGCUGGUUUUUAAUCCGAGGGCUGUGCUUCCUUGCUUUGUUAUUAUUUACUCCGUGUGAUGCGCGUGCCAGCUGUGUGACUUGUUUGUUUGCUGACCAUCCCUGAUCCGUGCGUGUUGUGUGUAUAUUAAUAGUACGUGAAAUAAAUUUAUUAAUUUUAUUUUC
Asparagus officinalis (garden asparagus) is the source of this 870-nucleotide messenger RNA. RefSeq lists its product as uncharacterized. The record is from RefSeq and is a predicted model, not a curated record. NCBI's taxonomy places the organism in Eukaryota, Viridiplantae, Streptophyta, Magnoliopsida, Asparagales, Asparagaceae.